GUUCUAAGAGAUCAGCAUCAGUUUGAUCAUAGCACAACGUUCGUACAAUAUCGUAAAUCAGACACUGCUGGCGACACUGAGCGACACAAGGCGGAAGAUGGCGCUGAAGUUUAUUCUUUUCCUGGUGGCAGCAGUGGGCGCCGCCAGCUUGCAAGACUAUCAACAGCCCCAGAACCAGCAGCAGCAGCAGCAGCACCAGUCGCAGCAGCAGCAACAACAGCUGCAGCAGCAACACACUACAGAGCCAGAGAACCGUCUGCAACCGAACGACAAUCGAUUUGUUGUGGACUCGCACAAUACUAACGAAGAACAGAUCGGCUAUGACUUCUCGUACUCCGUUCACGAUCCCGUUACCGGAGACCAGAAGAGCCAGGAGGAGUCGCGCCGAAAUGGGCACGUCCGUGGCCAGUACUCUUGGGUUGACGCGGACGGCAUUCGUCAAAUAGUCGACUACCGCGCCGAUGAUCGCACCGGCUUCAACGCCCAGCAACGGAGCGAACCCGUCAAUCGACCGCGCCUGAACCGAGUGUUGAAGCUCGUGCCUGCUCAGUCGGUUAAGCCGCUGUACACGAUCGACACCGUACUCGCCCCAGCCUACACGUCUGUGACACGAGUCGAUCAGGUCCGCCGACGAGACCAGGAUACUCGCGGUGGCCGAGAAGGGCAGCAAAGUGAAAAACUCGGGGAUGCUCGGGGUAAUCGGCGGGAUGAGCUCAGUGACCAGCGAGAUGAACGGCCCGAGGGGCCCGACCACAAGGAUCGUCACGAGGAACGCCAUGAAGAGCGGCGCGAAGAACACCGUGACGAUCGGCGUCAGCAGGAUCAGCAACGGGAAGACCGCCGGGAUGAGGAUCGCCGGGAACGCGAACGCCACGAUGAACGCCGGGCAGAGCACCGGGACGAGCGUCGUAAUGAGCAACGCCAGGAAAACCAGGACGAUCGCCGUCAGCAAGGACUCGGUGCUGGAAUUCAGUCGGAGGUCCGAUUCCAUGCCCCUUCUGUGACGUACGAAUACCAAAUGGCAUUCAAAUUUGUUGCCUUCUUCGCCGUGCUGGCUGCUGCUAGCGCCGGAGUCAUUCCGAUCGAGGAAGUUCACCACGAGUACCAACCAGCGGCGUACUCGGCACACUUGGCCCAGCCGACGUUGAUCAAGACCGUGGCACAACCGACGAUCGUAAAGACCGUUGCCCAGCCGACCUACAUCAAAACGAUCGCUCAGCCCACUCUGGUCAAGCACAUCGAUGAGGAUCACGAUGCUCAGUAUGAUUUCUCCUACGGCGUGCACGACGAUCACACCGGUGACAUCAAGAGCCAGCACGAGUCCCGCCACGGCGAUCAGGUCCACGGGCAGUACAGCCUGAUCGACUCCGAUGGCCAUAAGCGUACGGUUGAGUACACUGCCGACGAUCACAACGGGUUCAACGCCGUCGUUCACCGCGAACCGACCGACUUCAAGAUCCCCCAGCCGGCUGUCCACAAGAUCAUCGCACAGCCAGCCCUCACCAAGGUUAUUGCUCAACCUGCCAAAAUCCUUGCCGCCCAGCCGACGUACGUUGCCGACUAUCACCACUCUGCCCCGGCUGUGAUCAAGACCGUCGGUUUGUCCCACUACUAG
Anopheles cruzii is the source of this 1615-nucleotide messenger RNA. RefSeq names its product adenylate cyclase, terminal-differentiation specific-like. The coding region runs from base 98 to 1615 and encodes 505 amino acids. NCBI's taxonomy places the organism in Eukaryota, Metazoa, Arthropoda, Insecta, Diptera, Culicidae. The transcript is spliced from 4 exons. The record is from RefSeq and is a predicted model, not a curated record. Gene Ontology annotation, cellular component: extracellular matrix.